Messenger RNA from Branchiostoma floridae (Florida lancelet), 2407 nucleotides. RefSeq names its product endo-1,4-beta-xylanase 2-like. Gene Ontology annotation, molecular function: hydrolase activity, hydrolyzing O-glycosyl compounds. Gene Ontology annotation, biological process: carbohydrate metabolic process. The transcript is spliced from 16 exons. Lineage: Eukaryota; Metazoa; Chordata; Leptocardii; Amphioxiformes; Branchiostomatidae. The record is from RefSeq and is a predicted model, not a curated record. Bases 93 to 2330 code for a protein of 745 amino acids.
AUUUCACUUUGCCAACGACGACACCAUCUUGUGCAAAGUACCAUUUGAACCGGGUAGCGUUACUCGCGGGUUCAACCGAUAUUACCGCAAGCAUGUCCCGCGCGCUGUGUGUCCUCAUCAUCACGGCCCUAUUGACAGCACUUUGCCUGUGUGGCGUUACCGGAGAAAUAUUCCGUAAUGCCGGUUUUGAGGCUCCGCUUGGCCCUGACAACUGGUACUGCUCUAGCUGCACGGGAGAACAGUACGGGAAUGACAAGGUGGAGGGGGCUGUGAGUAUGCGGGCAACUCAGAGACGGGGUGCCUGGUCUGGGCCUUCGUACGACCUGGCGUACGGAAGUGACGUCACGUCUGACCGGACGUACGACUUCCAGAUCUACCUGCAGCUGAUGGCGGGCGGUGACGUCAAACAUCCGGUCAAAGUCACCGUGCAAACAACAUUUUCUGACGGGGAGACCAUCCACCGACAGAUCGCGACGCUCAGUGCUGUGAGUCAGACAGAUGGCUGGAAACAGAUCGCCGCGACAUGGACUGUACCAGUUUACGACAGGUCGGUGACGUCCAUGCGCCUGUAUGUGGAGGGACCUCCGCACGAGAUCGACCUGCUGGUGGACAGGUCUUCUCUGACUGAGGCGGGUGUGGGCACCGUCGAUACCUUAGCGACAGGCUCAGAGCUGCUGUCUAACCCAGGGUUCGAGUCGUUGCUGGACUUCUGGCAGUGCUCCGGGUGUACCGGGGUCUACUUUACUGCGGACAGCUACAGCGGAUCCUCCUGUAUGCUGGCACAGGAUAGGAGUGCAUCGUGGGCCGGUCCAUCCCAAAACUUGGCCUGGGGGUCAAAGGUCAAGGGCGGACAUAGCUACCAGUUCAGCAUCCAGGUCAAGUUUCUGGAUGGCGGCAGCACCCCCUACCAGCUGAUGGCGAAACUGCACGUGACGUUUUCUGAUGGAACUUCUGACGUUUGGCUACAUGUUGCUGGAAGCUGGGUAUCUGCUCAAGAUGGCUGGAAGAAGCUUAGUGGGGACUACACUAUACCGGACUAUGGGACCACCGUGAGUAACAUCCGGUUGUUCCUGGAGGGACCUCCGGGUGAGAUCCGCUUCCUUGUGGACGACGCUUCCUUUAAGGAGUUCGCGUCCCCCACCGAGUGGAGGGCCGAGGCAGACGCACGGAUAGAGCAGAUCCGUAAAAGGGACGUCAAACUGAGGAUCAACACACCAAACCCUCAUGGCAUCACAGUAGAGAUAGCUCAGACCCGAUCCCACUUUGCCUUCGGCACGGCCGUCCGUGCCUCGGAGAUGCCCAGCAACAGCCUCUACACAGACUUCUUCUUCGACAACUUCGAGUGGGCCGUUUUGGAGAACGACCUCAAAUGGAGGCAGAACGAAAGGAAUGAGGGUCAGCUGAGAUUCGACCUGGCAGAUGCAGCGAUCCAACUACUUGAAAGUCAAGGGAUACCAAUGCGUGGCCACUGCGUGUUCUGGGGAGCCGGGGUCUCCCAUGUUCCCACCUGGCUGCACGCGUACUCCGGGUCAGAGCUGGAGCAGAAGUGUUGGAAAAGGGUGGAUGACGUCGUCGGUCGAUAUGCUGGCAGACUGCAGCAUUGGGACGUGAACAACGAGAUGCUGCACGGAAACUACUUCGUGGAGAGAACCGGAAACCCGCAGAUCCGGUACGACAUGUUCCAGAAGGUGAAGGAGAAGGAUCCUGGCGCCAAACUCUUCCUGAACGACUAUGGCGUCAUCAACAGUGGGACAAUGACACAGGCGUACGUACACCAGGCUGAGGAGUUCCUCGCUAACGGAGCUCCAGUCGACGGGAUGGGGGUCCAAGGACACUUCACAGGGCGUCCGGACCCGGCUCUUCUUAAGAGUCGUCUGGACCUCUUGGCCACUCCGAGCCUGCCCAUCUGGGUGACAGAGCUGACAGUAGAGGAACCAGACGAGCUGGAGAGGGCGGGGGGUUACGAAGACGCCAUGCGGGUCGCCUUCAGCCACCCUGCCGUGGAGGGAGUCCUCCUGUGGGGGUACUGGGACGGGGCGCACUACAACCCGCAGUGUGCUCUGGCCAAUGGCGAUAACGUGCAGGCCAACGAGGCAGGUCGGCGCUGGAGGCAGCUUGUCUUCACCGACUGGCGUACCAACCUGUCCCUGCAUCAGGGCACCAUCACGUCAGCUGGGCAGGAGUUCAAGUUCCGUGGUUUCCAUGGAAACUACGAGGUCAAGGUGAAGUUACACGGCCAGGUGGCGGCCACCAAGACCUUCUACCUGUCACCUGGAGACGGGACGAUGGUCGUGGAUAUAGACAUGCCGAAUGACAUCAUUGUCGGCUAACCGAUACAUAUUUCGGCGAUCUGGGUUUACCAGAUUCUGAUAAUGAAAUGUGGAAUAAACUUUGAGCCAAAGAAACA